This is a messenger RNA of Amoebophrya sp. A120, 6516 nucleotides long. The record is from the annotation of a GenBank genome assembly. Lineage: Eukaryota; Dinophyceae; Syndiniales; Amoebophryaceae.
GGUCAGAAUCUCUGGGCAAAGUAGAUAAAUCAUGCCAGAGGAGUCAUGGCAUAGGCCUAUUGCCGUUCAACAUCCUCGUUGCAAAUGAUCCAGAUGAUCCACUCAAUGAAUGUUUCACGUCCGCCUUGUUUUUGGUGCUUGUAGUGUUUUCUUUUUCAUCCCUAUCUAAAGUCUCCUGUCAAGAUGGAAAUCAAACUGUCGGCCCGACGGAUCGGUGACAAAACGCAGAUUUUAGUCUCCUCUUCUAGUGGGGAGGAAGGCGAGCAGGAGAGAAGAAGUACAGAAAGUUCAACAGCGGUAGGAACAAGUGGAGGUGGUGCAGGGACCUCUUCUACGACAUCAUCUUCAACCACGGCAAACAGUUCUUCCGCGGCAAGUUCCUCGUCAAGUAGCUCUUCAAGUAGCGAGAAGGACGUCGAAAGUUGUAACUACAUCGGAAAAAAAAUGACCCUGGACACAACGACAGGGACAGCGAGAUCCACGAGUGGAAUGAGCCGACCGCCCCAGGCAGAGGGGGAGCAGCAGCCACAUAAUGGUUUCAGUUCUACUGCUUUCAGUUCUACUGUUGACGCUGCAAGUACUAGCGAGCCUUCGAGUCUCCACGAAUCUUGGCAGGUGGAAGUGGACGACGCGAAAUCGUUUCAGCCAAAUUACGGUGGUUAUGCUCUGCAAAAGUAUCGCACUCGUACUAAUUGCAAUCAUGCAUGACAAAUCCUGUUUCGUAGCCAAAUCAGCAUUACAAACUACAUUUCUCCUUCUGAGAAAAUUUGUAUUGCGAUUUAUACUAGCGCGAUGCUUUUGCAAUGCAUAGUGGUACAGCUUCUACAAAUAGGUGGACAUCACCUACUUCUGCGCAGAAGUUCGCUGGAGCAGGAACAGUAGAUUACAAUGAGAACCAAAACGCGAAUCAAAUGAUCACUUCCUACACCGGGCACUUUCAGUCCUAUUCCAUGGAUCCAGACUUGAUUCUGGAAGAACAGCUUGCCCGGCAGUUACUCUGCUCCAGCAUUUGUUGUUUCCCGCUGUUUUACUUCUUGCCCGCAAACUGGAAUCCGGCGCACUUGGUGAUGAUGGGCAAUGCGAGUGCAACUAGCAGCUCUACCACUGCAGUGGCGUCUUCAGGAGCAUCGAAAGCAGGAACAACGACGAUGAUGUUCUUCGCGAAACCCCCGCCUCCGAUAGUUCCGGGCCACCAGACUCCGCGGUCCGGGCUGGUGAGCAUUUUUACCAUUCUGAGUUUUCACUUUCACACCAUCACCCGCGCCUUUUACGACGUGUUGAAACACAACUACUGCAACGGCUGUCGCACACUCUGCCUGAACGCGAUCGGCGCGGGUUGUCAAGCUCCGUUCUUGAACAACCACGACAACGGCCGGUUUAACACCAACGCGAUGUCGAGUCUGAACCAAGACCCCACCGCGCUUAUCUACGCGAACGCGUUUGCCUUCGGGUUCUGCGGUUUCGUCCACAUUCUGUUCCUCACCGUGGCGUUGCAGAUCGGGCCGCUGGUGUACGGACCGAGUCAAAGUAUUUUGCCGUCCUACUACAUCGUGUUUGCGAUUUUUUCCUGGGUGUUCUGGACCAAGGCCAUGCUGGACGUCUAUUUCGUCGACUUUGACCUGUACGCCUUCGCGUUUCGAACAUCGAAGAAAGCUGCGAACUCGAUUUGCUGUCGAAAGUGCGCCGGGGAAAUGAGAAGGAAAAACUUGUUCACAACUUCUGGUGCUUAUUUCGGUAUCAACUGUAAAAAUGUCUGGGUCUGGAAAAGUGCAACGUUUGUCAUGCACGUGUUGCAUGACGCGUGAGGUCUGUGAUGCAUGCCCUAGCAUCACAGAUUAUGUGAGAUCUUUACCAUGCCUUUUCCGCAUGAGAAACAGCCUCUCGGCCUUCUCAAAAGUGAACAGCUUUAUUGGCAAUCAUGCAACACAGCUUUUUGUAUGAUUCAGAUUUGGCAUGACAAGUUGCACUUUUCCAGACCCAGACAUAUUUGCAAUGCAUAUUCGGGGGUAAAGAAAUUGCUGAAGACGAGCAAGAUGUUGACCCUAUCGCUGACCUGUUAUGCAGUGCAAAAGUACCGUACUCGUACUAAUUUUUGCGUUUAUGCAUUACAAAUCUCUUUGUUAAGGCAAAUCUGCAUUACAAAUUUAAUUUGUAAUGCUAAGUCAAUUUGUAAUGCAAUUUAUACUAGGACGAUACUACUUUUGCAGUUCAUAUCUGUAUGAUGAUGGCGAAACGGACAACACAGUAAAAAUGGACCAGCACGUGCCCAUUUUGGUCCGAGAAAAUAAACGGGUGGAGUACUACGGCAAUCCUUCUAGUGACGAGGCAACUACUUCUGUAGGAACAACAUCAAACGCCGCUAGUAGUGGACACAACUACUACGGCGGGCCCUCGACCAUGGGAAGCAGAUCUGCUUCGCGGUAUCGCUACGUCAUUGGGGAGCCGGUGCAAGCGUCGAGCCAGCAAAAUAAGACCUACAACAACUUCUACGCGGGCGCCGCUGCAGGAGACUUCUCGAAUGGAACUGGAGUUGACGGAUCGGAAUUGACUGAAGAGCAGCUUCGCAGCAUCGGUCUAGUCAGGUUCCAGCAUCACAACAGAAAUUCGCAAAACGGUACAGCAGGAGCUACAUCGAAGUCGCAAAAACAAUACCUCCUCCACAACUGCCUCCACCUGCACGGUGCGGCACGGAUUUGUUUUGGCUUUGUCCUGUUCUGGCCGCUGCUGUUUGCUUCGAUUUUUUCCGCCAGCUUCGGGAAUCCGGGCUACGAGCCGGAACACUCUUACCCGUGGAACAUCGACCCGUUUCAGAAAGAGAGUUUUCGGUACAAGUAUGCAUUACAAAAGUAUCGUACUAUCCCGGAAAUCGCAUUACAAAUUCGCUCAGUAUGACAAAUGGAAUUUCUCAUGCUGAGUUUGCCUAUAGGCCCUAGAUUUGUCACGCAAUAGCAAUACUGCAAUUACUACGGUACUAUACGAUACUUUUGCAGAGGAUAACAAGGGGAAUUUUGCCGUGGACAAAACCAACGGGGACAGCGUGAUCGGACAGUACGGGUUGUACUUUUCCGACCCGAAGAAGUACCGGUCCAUUCUGAACGAGUUCUGGAGACACGAGUUGACCAAUUACGAAAAAGAGUACAUGACGGGCAUACCGUUAGUACUUGCGGAUAAAAAUAGUGGCGCGACGACGUCCAGUGGAAAUAAAAUUUCUCCUGCCGCCCUGGCGGAGAAUACGAAGAAGGUGGAUCACAUGGUCGCUUUUGACUUCGAAUUUUGUCCGUCCUCUCACAUCUGGAAGCCGUAUUUCCACUCGCAGAAGGUGCACCACUGCAGGAUUUGUCAACAUUGCACCUUUCACUUCGACCACCACUGCCCUUUCAUCGGGAAUUGCGUUGGGGGCAUGAACUUCAAGGCGUUUUCCUUGUUCAUCUUCUUCGCCUUUGUUUGGGGACUGUACGCCAUCUGGACGCUGGCCUGCGAAACUAUGGUGUUUACCCUGGGCAUGAACCCCUUGAGUGACCUGGAAUACGAGUUGCAUUUGUCCUACAGUUAUGCAAUACAAAUUUGCUGUACAUGUACAAAAUGCAUCACAAAUUUAUUCACCAACUUCGAGCGUGCCACUUGUCAUGCUGAACAGAAUUAAAAGAAAGCCUUGUCAUGCAGAAACCGCAUGUGCACAUGUACAGGAAAUUUACUGUGGAUAACAGUGACACGAGGAACAGUAGAAGUUCCUCGGCGCGCGCGGGGGGGAGAAUAACGGGGGUGAUGAGCAGCAUAACAGGCGGAGCCGAUGACAACCACGAUAGUACGGCGUUAAACUACUACCCAACAAGUGAUCGUUUGGAAACGUUGCAUGAGUUUCACCAGCAGGUUUUACACGCGGAAGCAGAGAAGGAAAAACAUCAACUACAGGCGGGACACUGGAGUGGCGCAGCCGCUUCUACCGCUACCAGCGAACGUCGCGCUCCUGCAGAUCAUGUCCAGCUCUGCGGCCUGCCAAAACCGGUACCCCGCUACGUCUUCCCGAAAAAAUUUCGGUGGUUCUUUGACGUUUUUCUCCAGUCGCCGUACCAGCCGCACUAUGCAUUGCAAAAGUAUCGUACUAGUAUAAAUCGCAUGACAAAUUUUAUCAGGAAGAAAGUUGGAAUUUGUAAUGCAGAUUUGGGUAGGAAACCAGAUUUGUCAUGCAUACCUGCAAUUCAAACGAGUGCGAUACUUUUGCAGUGGAUACGCACCGAAGACGGGAAUACACCGCUCGGGUGGUGGAGGUAAAUAAAAAUGCAAGUCGAACUUCUUCAUCAUCGCACCACCAAGAAGCGUAUGCACUGCAAGAAAUAUGUCUGGGUCUGGAAAAGCGCAAAUUGUGUUGCAUGUUCUACACUCUUGAAAAAUCUGUAUUGCUUAGCCAGCAAAGGCGCCAGUUUUUCGUCAUGCAAGAACGCAGUUUGUCAUGCGUGCUACGCAUCUUCAGACGAUGUCAAGUAAACUUGUCAUGCGUGGCUACACUUGAGUGCGCCAGACUUAUCCAUACUCUAGCAUCACAAGUUCUUUCCAGACCCAGAAAUAAUUGCAAUUUAUAAAGCGGAGCGCAUCGAAACGGACUACAAUCCGCCGAAGUCCGUCCUUAUCCUUUGUAAAAGCAUCGUGCAUCGCAGUCAUGCAAGACAAGUUUCUUUUUCAAGCUAACUCAGCAUGACAAAUUCCAUUUGUCAUGCUAAAGCGAAUUUGUGUUGCAGUACUGCGAGUACGAUAAUUUUGCACUGCAUAGUCCUGUCCGCGUCUUUUUCCUUUAAUUCGGUGUUCAAAAUCCGGACGGGCUUCCACCUUUUCGCCUCCAUAAUGUUCAUUCUGUGGUGGGUAUUGUGAGGAAAAAUCCACCCUACCCAUACCAAAAAGGGGCACUACUGAAAAUUUGCAAUGCUGAUUUGUGACCACAAAUCGUCCAUGUAUUGCAAGAGGGCAAAGACAGAGAAUCAGCCGCGUUUGGCAGGCACUUUGUAAUGCUGUAUCGCCUACAGAGGAUAUGCCUGCCUUGCUAGGCGCCUACAGCAAAGCGCCCCUACUCAGGCGCUGCAUCUGCCUGCAGUCCUCUACUGCUAGACAGAUUGGAUUUGUGUACACAAAUCCCGCAUCACAGAUUUCCGUAAGCGAUAAUGGACAAUGGCAAUGGCAAUGUCGGUGCGGUUGUUUUAGCAUCACAGAUUUCCGUUUUGAUGUGGGGAGGGGGGAUUUUUCAUUCUGAUAAUGGGGCUUGAUGGUUUUGUUCCCGGGGAUGAUGAUCUUUGCGCAAGCUCCCAAAUUCGGCAUCAACUGGCCGUUGGCGCUGGCGGGACUGGCUGAACCGAGUGAGGAGCUGCUGAAUGCCUUCGGAUAUGCUCUGCAAAAGUAUCGUACUCGUAUUGCAAUCAUGCAUCACAAAUCUUUUCCUUGAGGUAGGUCAGCAUUACAAAUUUUAUUUCUCAUGCUGAGGACAUUUGUAAUGCAUUUAUACGAGUGCGAUACUUUUGCAAUGCAUAUCGGCGUGAAGAACAACCUUUCCGGGAAUAAAAACCAGUCGAAGUUUUGUCUCUACUUUGCCACCUCUGAUUGCAUGGCGUACGGGACCCGAUCGGUCCAGGAAUACGCCUGGCUGAAAGCGGGGCGGACGGAAGAAGAGCUGAUGCGUUUCAACGAACAGCAUGGAGGUCUUCGGCACGACGACCAAAAUGCGGAACAAGUAGAGAGUAGUAAGCAGGACGAUUCUGGUACAACUACACCAGUGGAAGACGAUCUGUCCCUCAGUGGUCCCGUACCGAACAAGCCCGUCGUGAAAGACUACUCGAAACUGCAGAAUAAGUUGCAACUGCCGGUCGAGGGCUUGACGGAUGGUAACAAAAACAAGUUUGCGGAAAGUGCGCAGACGGAACUGGUCAGAAACGCAAACUCCAACGGGAUGAGAAUCGGAGGGGGGGCUGGUACCGGCGUGGAUACGGACUGUUUUCGGUGAUCAGGACGACCCGAGGGAGUAAGUCGCAGGAUGUUUUUAGAAACAAGAGAAGUUGUACGUGGUAAAGUGAAGAAAUGGAAUCACGAUCACGAACCAGCAUACUUUUUUACUUUUGUAGCUUUUUCACAAAACAAAACCCUAACUUCUAGAAUGACACUCCUACUAGUGAGGAGGGCACAUAAUGCUAAAAAUACCAGCAGUUUUAUUCGUGAGGAAGAUGAAAGGAGCGAAUGAAUUUGACGUAAAGCGAUUUAUUCAUUGUAAAAUACUCAACAUUGUGAUUGUACACAACUUGAAAUUGAAAUUGAAUCAAUCACGGAAUCGAUAUCGCCUCGUGGAGGCAGCACAAUGAUCAUGUACUUUUGUGGCCAUUCUAUGUAUUGCGCUCGGUGCUACUUGAUUCGUAGAAACAAUUGUAAAAUUAAAAUUUCGACGCCGACGGCUUCUCGAGAAACGAAAUUUGUACAGAGUGAAGGUUGAUGCUUGUCGUGGACUACCUCAACAUACAUUCUUUCAGUGGUAUCAGGGAC